This is a messenger RNA of Salvia hispanica, 984 nucleotides long. The record is from RefSeq and is a predicted model, not a curated record. NCBI's taxonomy places the organism in Eukaryota, Viridiplantae, Streptophyta, Magnoliopsida, Lamiales, Lamiaceae.
AUGAAUACCGAUGUGGUGUUUGAGAUACUCUUGCAUCUUCCUGUUCGAUCCCUCUUGAGAUUCAUAGGUGUCCACAAAUCGUGGUAUUACAUCAUUAAUUCUCCACACUUUAGAAAAUUGUACAACUUGCGCCGUAACAACAACAUAGAUGAGGAGGAAUAUCUAUGCUUUACUUCUGAUAUCAUUUAUGGUCGUAAACAAGUAUCGCUAAGUCUCCUAGACAACGGGAAGUCAUUGAUGUCGUAUGACUUUCAGCAUAUCGACCAAAGGAUUCUACCACUUCCUUCUCCUCUCUGUCGUAGACAAGAUUUUAGUGGUCAUCAUGUGGGACUGGGUUUCGAUGAAGAUUAUAAAGUGGUGCAGUUGCUGCGGUGCUUGGUGCACCACUGUUUACAUGCCAAUAUGUAUUCGGCAAGGACAAAUUCUUGGAGUGAAUUGGAUAAUAUUGAUCAAGAUUUGGUCAUCCAGUAUCCCAUAAAGUCGGUGUGCAAGAAUGGAUCCUUUGUCCACUGGCAAGGGUACACAAGGUCAGAGCAUGAAAAUAUUAUAUUAAGUUUUGAUAUGAAGAAUGAAGUGUUUCGAACAAUUACAAUAUCGCGACGGGGUGACCAAGUACUUGAUAAGUACUUUAGGUUCUGGAAGGUUUUUGCGAUUCUUGCAAAGGGUGAGCGCUCUUUUAUUAUCCUUGUUGUGGACACAUGUAAGUUGGAGGUUUUUGAGUCGAGCGGUGAAGGAAGUGAGCUUAUUUGGAAUAAUGUGAAUAAUGUGGACCUAUAUUAUUUUUGGAAUUGCAAUUUUGGGUCGACUUAUGAUAUUCCUUUUUGGAGGAACGAUAAUUGUGUGGUUCUCAAAGGUCGUACAUCAAGAGAAGUGCUUUUGUAUGAUUACUGUGCUCGGAAAUUCAUCAAACGUUUUGAGAUGUGUGGGACUUCGGCCUCGGAAUAUGAUAUCAUUGAGUAUGAAGGAAGCUUGAUUUCACCUUAG